AACAAUGGAGUGCAGUCUGUGUGGGGAUGUGGGCUUCCAGAUCUAUCUAUUCCAAUGCACAAAAUGCUUAACUCGUUUCCAGCAUCAAUAUUGCAGCAGAGCAUAUUAUGAGAAUGUAUCAGUUGAGAGUAUCAAUAAAGUGUGUGACUGGUGCUUCACUAUUCAAGAGGAGGAUGCAGGCUCUGAUUUUGGAAGAGUAAGAAGUACUGCUGGGUUUCGAGAGCGUAGAAACAUGACCUACAAAAGAAAAGGCAACAAAAUAUUGAGAAAACCUUGCGUUGGAAUUGAUGGACAGUUAUUCAAAUUGCUGAAAGAAAAGGAAAGGCCUGAAUCAACCGAGAGUAUGGAAAGAAAAAACAGGAAGAGAUAUAAGCUUCUUGAUGAAAUUCUCUGUUGAUUGGAAAAGUUCUCAAUCCAGGGAAACUAUUUCUCGAUGGGAUGAUGUAGAAGUCCUCUGGAAGUAACUAUUUUGUUUAUG
Cryptomeria japonica (Japanese cedar) is the source of this 478-nucleotide messenger RNA. RefSeq lists its product as uncharacterized. The transcript has 2 exons. Bases 5 to 397 code for a protein of 130 amino acids. Lineage: Eukaryota; Viridiplantae; Streptophyta; Pinopsida; Cupressales; Cupressaceae. The record is from RefSeq and is a predicted model, not a curated record.